This is a messenger RNA of Raphanus sativus (radish), 1478 nucleotides long. RefSeq lists its product as uncharacterized. The transcript is spliced from 10 exons. The record is from RefSeq and is a predicted model, not a curated record. Lineage: Eukaryota; Viridiplantae; Streptophyta; Magnoliopsida; Brassicales; Brassicaceae. Gene Ontology annotation, molecular function: oxidoreductase activity; 3-dehydroquinate synthase activity. Gene Ontology annotation, biological process: aromatic amino acid biosynthetic process. Bases 86 to 1384 code for a protein of 432 amino acids.
AAACCCAAAACGAUCCAACCCAAACUCUGAGUGUCUCUCAAGAGAAAGCGAAGUAAAAACAAUAGGAACAGACAAAAGAGGUAAAAUGGCUUUGCCUUUGGUCUCCUCUGUUUCUUACAUCCAAUCUCCAACCCAACUCCAUUGUUUCUCUCCCAGAAAAGAAAGAUUGGGACUUUAUAGAUUACUAUUGUGGAGCUCUCAUCAGGAGGAGAAGAAGAAUCAUCAUAAUAGUUCGAUUAGACUUAGCAAAAGAAACUCUCCCGCUGUGAGAAUGUCUGCAUCCACAUUGCCUACGUAUCUUCUUCACCGACCAAAGAAGGUUUGGAUAUGGACUGAGUGCAAGGAAGUGAUGACGACUGCAGUGGAACGAGGGUGGAACACGUUUGUCUUCUCAUCACAUAAUCUACAACUUUCUGAUGACUGGUCAUCGGUUGCAUUGGUGGAUUCAUUGUUUAUUGGUGAGAAGCAAGUUACUGAUGGAACUGGGAAAGCUGUGGCUGCUGUCUUUGAGGUUUCAACACCUGAGGAGCUGAAGAAGCUUAAGAUUGAAGAUGAGGAGACUGAGAAUAUUGUUCUUGGUCUUUUAGACUGGAAGUCAAUCCCAGCUGAGAAUCUAGUGGCGGCUCUCCAAGGAAGUGAGAAGACGGUGUUUGCCGUUUCAACUACUCCCUCUGAAGCAAAACUAUACCUUGAGGCUUUAGAGCAUGGUCUUGGCGGAAUCAUUCUUAAAACAGAAGAUGUCAAAGCUGUUCUUGACCUGAAGGAAUACUUUGACAAAAGGAACGAAGAAAGUGAUACGUUAAGCUUGACAGAAGCUACUAUAACUAGGGUUCAAAUGGUUGGUAUGGGAGACAGAGUCUGUGUUGAUCUUUGCAGCCUCAUGAGACCCGGUGAAGGUCUUCUUGUAUGUUUACCUGUUGGAUCCUUUGCAAGAGGACUCUUCCUGGUUCACUCAGAAUGCUUGGAGUCUAAUUACAUUGCAAGCAGGCCAUUUAGAGUCAACGCUGGGCCAGUUCAUGCUUAUGUCGCAGUUCCAGGAGGAAAGACUUGUUACCUCUCCGAGUUAAGAACAGGAAGAGAAGUAAUCGUUGUUGAUCAGAAAGGAAAACAGCGGACAGCAGUUGUCGGGAGAGUUAAAAUAGAGAAGCGACCGCUUAUCCUCGUGGGGGCUAAGCUUAGUGGAGAGGAGGAUGAAACGGGGUUUAGCAUCAUCCUACAGAACGCGGAGACAGUUGCAUUAGUCACUCCUCAUCAAGUAAACUCAUCUCGGAAAACGGCUGUUCCUGUGACCUCGCUGAAGCUUGGGGAUCAAGUUUUGAUUAGGUUACAGGGCGGUGCACGCCACACCGGUAUAGAGAUUCAAGAAUUCAUUGUCGAGAACUGAUUCAAAUAAAAUGUGUAUUUUUAUUCAACUAUUCAUAGUCUUGUAAAAUGCAGCAAAUUAAAUUGAAAAAAAACUAGAGAGAAAUUUUAUGAAG